AUGUUGGAGGUGGCGAAGCAGGCGAUGGAGCAGGCGAAGCGCCGGAAGGACCUUGUUAAGGCAAUGUCCGCCUGCAAUGCAGGGCCGAAGACGAUUGAGGAAGAUGACAGCAAGCGCAGUCGUGCUUCCCGGACGCCCUCAACCAUUGCGUCCACUCCAUCUACUAAGACCCCGGACCCAAAGGCCAUGAAGAAGGUCGCCCCGACACCGACCAAGCUCUCCUUCCAAGGAUCCGACGAUGGCCUUGGAGAUGUGGCGCGGUCGUCAAGUGCCAACUCCCUGGAUUCAGACACCACUGAAUUCCAGACCCCGGGUGAUGUUCGAAAGGCCCGUGCGAUCCACAACCAGUUCUGCGACGAAACGCAGAUGGAGGUGGAUGACGACCUCAUGGAGCUUUCGACGCAGAUUACAAAGGAUCUAAGUGCUUUGAGCUUGCAAUUGGAGCAGGAUGAAGAGAUGAAGCCAAAAGAGAUGCAAGCGAGUGUCCCGCCACCCAGUGCCGAUCCGAGUGGCCCGGAAAAGAUCCAAGCGAGUGUCCCACCGCCCAGCGAUCCGAGUGGCCCGGAAAAGAUCCAAGCGAGUGUCCUGCCGCCCGGUGCCGAUCCGAGUGGCCUGGAAAAGAUCCAAGCGAGUGUCCCGCCACCCACUGCCGAUGCGAGUGGCCCGGAAAAGAUCCAAGCGAGUGUCCCACCGCCCAGUGCCGAUGCGAGUGGCCCAGAAAAGAUCCAAGCGAGUGUCCCGCCGCCCAGUGCCGAUGCGAGUGGCCUAGAAAAGAUCCAAGCGAGUGUCCCGCCGCCCAGUGCCGAUGCCGAUGUGGAGAUGCGCAGUGUCGAUCUGGCUGACCUAGCCCGAAGGUUCCUAGCUCAGUAUCAAGCCCUUCUGAGACCUGGAACUGUGGACAUGGAGUUGCUAGCAGCAGCGAUUCAGAUUGUCAAGGGGGGGUCCGACGUGCCAGAGCAGACAGGAGAUAUCUCUGCAAUCAAUGCUUUGGAGCAGGCCCUCAAAAGCAAGAUGCCCAGAGCAA
This is a messenger RNA of Symbiodinium sp. CCMP2592, 1024 nucleotides long. The record is from the annotation of a GenBank genome assembly. Lineage: Eukaryota; Dinophyceae; Suessiales; Symbiodiniaceae.